AAUAUCUCAACCCAUUAAAUUCGGCAAAAAAUGAUUCUUUGUUAGUUGCUACCAGUCGCCCAGAAACUAUUUUUGCGGAUGUGGCUUUAUUUGUUAACCCUCAUGAUAAAAGAUUUAAAAAGUAUUUGGGUGAAAGUGUAAGGCAUCCGUUUACGGGAAAAAUUAUUCCAAUUUUGGCCGAUGAAAACAUUAAAAUUGAUUUUGGAAGUGGGGUUUUAAAAUGUACGCCUGGUCAUGAUUUUACUGAUUACCAGUUAGGAAAAAAAUAUCAAUUACCAAUAAUUAGUUGUUGUGAUGAAAAAGGUAUUUUAAACGAAUUAGCAGGUCCAUGGCAAGGACGAAAAAUUGGCAGCAUUCGCGAAGAAUUUGUUACGCGGCUGACCGAAGAAGGCAUUUGUGUAAAAGUUGAGGAAUAUGAGACUAAUUUGGUUUAUUCUUCCAAGUCAGGGGAA
Messenger RNA from Entrophospora sp. SA101, 452 nucleotides. Lineage: Eukaryota; Fungi; Glomeromycota; Glomeromycetes; Entrophosporales; Entrophosporaceae. The record is from the annotation of a GenBank genome assembly.